AUGGCGUCUCAGUAUGACCGGGCAAUCACUGUCUUCUCCCCGGACGGACACCUAUUCCAAGUGGAAUAUGCCCAGGAAGCGGUACAGAAAGGAUCCACCGUGGUUGGAAUUCGAGGUACUGAUAUAGUUGUGCUUGGGGUCGAAAAAAAAUCUGUUGGCAAGCUUCAAGAUGAAAGAACUGUGAGGAAAAUUUGUGCCCUUGAUGACCAUGUCUGCAUGGCUUUUGCAGAAAAAAUGUCAUCCUUUUUUUGUAAUGUAUCGACUACUUUUAUAGGACUGACUGCUGAUGCAAGAGUAGUAAUAAGCAGAGCUCGUGUGGAGUGCCAGAGUCAUAAGCUUACAGUUGAGGACCCAGUCACUGUAGAAUAUAUAACUCGCUUCAUAGCAACCUUAAAGCAGAAAUAUACACAAAGCAAUGGACGAAGACCUUUUGGUAUUUCUGCCUUAAUUGUAGGUUUUGAUGAUGAUGGUAUCCCAAGAUUAUAUCAGACUGAUCCCUCUGGUACUUACCAUGCUUGGAAGGCAAAUGCAAUAGGUCGAAGUGCUAAAACUGUCCAAGAAUUUCUAGAAAAGAAUUACACAGAGGAUGCUAUAGCAAACGACAGUGAAGCUAUCAAAUUAGCAAUAAGAGCUUUGCUGGAAGUUGUCCAAUCUGGUGGAAAAAACAUUGAACUUGCUAUAAUAAGAAGAAACCAACCUUUGAAGAUGUUUAGUGCCAAAGAAAUUGAAUUACAAGUAAAUGAAACAGGAAAGGAAAAGGAAGAAGCAGAGAAGAAAAAAUCAAAGAAGACUGCCUAAUUCUUAGGAUAAACACUGGGAGCUUUUAAUAUGUUGUUGGGCUCCUUAGAAUUAUUUAGUGAAAUUUUAAGGAAAUAAGUUAAUUUGCAACAUUACAUUCAGUAGUUACAUGUUGUUUUGAGAAUGCCAUAUUUGUGGCUGUCUUCAGUCUAUUACAGGGACAAACAUACAUUAGUAUGAAGAUUUUCUUUGAAAAGAGAGUUCAGUAAUUGUUGAAAGCAGUCAAGAUUUUACA
Molecule: messenger RNA, 1033 nt
Organism: Balaenoptera musculus (blue whale)
Lineage: Eukaryota; Metazoa; Chordata; Mammalia; Artiodactyla; Balaenopteridae
Gene: PSMA8
Product: proteasome 20S subunit alpha 8
Exons: 7
Coding region: 1-798 (265 amino acids)
Biological process (GO): ubiquitin-dependent protein catabolic process
Cellular component (GO): proteasome core complex, alpha-subunit complex; nucleus; proteasome core complex
Source: RefSeq, a predicted model, not a curated record